Molecule: messenger RNA, 6555 nt
Organism: Eutrema salsugineum
Lineage: Eukaryota; Viridiplantae; Streptophyta; Magnoliopsida; Brassicales; Brassicaceae
Product: separase
Exons: 27
Coding region: 1-6375 (2124 amino acids)
Biological process (GO): meiotic chromosome separation; proteolysis
Cellular component (GO): cytoplasm; centrosome; nucleus
Molecular function (GO): cysteine-type endopeptidase activity
Source: RefSeq, a predicted model, not a curated record
AUGGCUUCGGACAUUGAGGUUCAUAUUUUAUCUCUAAUCGAGUCCUCCUCCGACGCCGGAGAAGUUUUAUCCUCCGUCUCAGCAUACCUCCGACCGUUCUCAGGCCUAUUAACAUGCCGGGAAGAGGACCGAACCAUCGCCGUUCGAUCCAUCGCGAAACAAUUCGUCCCCUUUCUCACCAAAUCCGUCUCCUUCCUGCAGAAACGCCUCUCAGUGACUGGCCCUGCUCACGAAUCCCCUGGGGAUUUGUUCCGCGCGUAUGAUUUCUGUUUGGAAUGCUGGGAAUUGGUCUCCCACGAUCCUCACGCCGUCCAGCUUCAGAGGAUCGGACUGAUUCACUGUUACCAGACCUGGGGUUGGUUCACUCACGCCUACAACGAUGGUUUUAGAGUCCUGGAGCAGCUUAGAGGACCCGAGUCCAGAUGUGUACAGUUUCUGCAAAAUCCAGAAUUUGAAAGAGCAAAGCGGGCAAAAGUCUUCCUCGAGGUUGUGGCGUCCAUCGUCAGGUCUGUAGCAAUGUCGCGGGAUAUGGACGAACGCCAAUACUGGAGGGUUUCUUCGCUUCCACGUGAGAUAAAACCCUGGCUCAGGUAUUUGGAUGCCAAUUCACAGGACAAGUUUGUCACGCUGCUCUUGUCAGAUUUGGGAAAGUGUGCUCUCUCGAUAAUUAAAGAAGCAGAGCGUUUCGAUGAGGAUUUUGUGCAUUCGUUCUGCAUCUCUACACUGGAGGAAUAUUCUGCGUCCCCGUUGCCAAAAUGUCAUUUUUAUAAGUUCUCCCGCCAGGUGCUUUCUUUACUGUUUCUGUGUAAUGAGACAAAAACAUCACCAACCGUUGAAAUUGUAAGGUCUGUGUUGCGAACUGUGGCAUGUGAAUUCCAGGUUGAACCUAAACAAAAUUGGUUGGAGCUUGUUGACUUAGUCUCCUAUUGUGUUCGCAAGUCUCAGUUAGCAGGAGACGUAUGGUGUGCAGGAGUUUCGAAACAGUUGAGUGAGAUAGCAGCUAUUUUCUCUGAGGCUAUACCACAAGCUAAUGUGAUUCUAAGACUUUAUUCAGCUGGACUAUCUGUCAAUGUGUUUGAUGUUAAGUUCAGAGAAAAUGGUAACGAAACCAUGGAAAGUUGGGGACUUCAAGCUUUACUUGGUGACGAGGAUGUAUGGAAAAGUUUAGUUUCUUUAUUGGGUAUGAUUGACCAAUACUCAGAUAAUGAGGCCACAUCGAAUGAUGGAAAUAAGAAUUCUGAAGGACAAACUAAUGUUAGCUGUAAACACAAAGGCACGAUGUGUAUGGAAUACACGCUACCUUACCUUGAUGCUCUGAAACUUUUGUGCCAGCCGCUUGCCAGCUUGAUAAAUUUUGAGGACAGAAAGAUGGUGCCGGAAAGAGAAUUUGCAUGUUAUACUGCUCAUCUAUCUGUUAUACAGGAUAUGUUUCUCCAAUUUUUCCAUGGUUUACGCUUCCUUCAGAGAUGGACCCCUGACAAGGAAUGUAGUGGGACUGACUUUGACAAGACUCUACUAAACGUGGCUAUGGCUGCUUUUAUUAUUUCGAUGAGAACCCAACGUAAAGUAGAGAUCACUAAUCGUCUAGUUGAGGAUGUAAUUACUAGUCCGUGGAUUUCACCUCCGGAGCUGAAAUAUCUAUAUGCUUCAUUUCACGAUAUCGGUGUAGGUUUGUACAGUAUUAAGCACCUAAAAAAGGCUUCCAUGGCGUUCAAAUUAUGUAUUAGAACAGUAUGGACGUGUGUUAGACUCCUCUGUCAGAUAUAUGUAAAUGAGGCUAACCCAUCUGAGGAUUGUCUGUCCGGAGAAGCAAUUAUUGGUUUUGUGAGUGAAGCAUGUAGCAAAUCUGCAUUUUAUAUGGAUGUUCUCCAGCAACAUGGUGCACGAGAAACCGAGAAGCUGCUUGUGUUUAUUCUAGAAAAUUGGUCUGCCGCUGAAGAUCUCAUCAAAAGGUUGCCAGACCCUACGCCAAUAAUAAAACAGUGGGUUAAGAUACAACGCAGACAUCAUGAGAGUCGGGAUCUGGCUGGCUCUUGUACACCUUUACACUCCUUGCUGUUAUCCUCUCAGAAAAUUUCGAAAAGAGUGACUAGAAAAAUCUUAGAGCAGGAGCUUCUUGCUUAUGAGGAAAUACUUCCUUUGCGCUCAGAACUCUGUCGAGCUAAGCAUACACAAAUAGCUGAUAUUCUUCUGAAAGAGGUUUUCAUUACAAAGGAUUUAGCUGUGGAGAGAGCAAGAAUUUUAAUAUGGAAAGCAAGAGUGAGAAGAGCUUCUGGAACUGAACAUUUAAAGGAGUGUAUUCAUUAUUUGUCAGAGGCAAUAUUUAUAUCGGGCAACAUUUUAAAUGAGCCAAAUAACCAUGGGACUUUAUGUUGCCACCAACUAGCCGUUGCAUACUGCUUAAGAGCGUUAUGCAUCCAGGAAACUGAACCAGACUCAAAGCAAGUUUUCCAAGAUGUUAACACCUCUCUAAAUUUCUGGCUACGGAUUCAGACCCCAUGUGAUAGUAAGGACAGUAUUCCCCUGGAAAACACGAUUCAUCUACUGUGUAAUGUGAAUGAUUUACUCUCAAUAAAGGGUUGGAUAGAGCUCCAACAGCACAUAUACGAGCUGAUUUUUAGACUCUGUAAAGGGAAAAACGUCAAAUUGGAGGUCUGUUUGGCAAUGCUGUGGGACUGUAGACGUCUAAGUCAUGCUCUAUGCCCUUCUCCAAUAAAUGAUGCUGUCAUCCUGGGCUUAUCAAAGUACUUUGGUGAAAAAUCAGAGUCCACAGAUUUCUGGAUAAGUUGCUUGCAGUUUUCAAAAGCAAAAUCAAUUGGGUUCCAGCUGAGCUUGCAAUGUUUGCCGUACGAAACCUUGCAUACAUUAAACAAGCCUGAAGAUCCUCACAAACCAGACAUCACUGUAGAUGACGUUAACAACACAGCUUCCAAACUAGUUUCAAGUGAUCCACUUCCCAGUCACUCGUCUUUUGUAGCAGCAUCUCUCUAUUAUGAUCUCUGUGAAAGACAGUUGUCAUGUGGUAACUUAUACGAGGCUCUCUCCUACGCGAAGGAAGCUCAUAGGAUUCGGCGUCUUAUUUUCAAGGAUAAGUAUAGCUAUGUAGCGGAGAAGCAUUUUGAAAAGCAUAACAGGUCAGGAAAAAUAAUAGGAAUACCGAGUUACAUCAUUAGUAAAUUUGAAGUAUCAAGUUUAGGAGCUGCCGAUGUCUGGCCGUGUGGAAAUUUUCUCUGGGAUAUCAACCGCUGCUACUUAAACCCUUGGAUUGUGCUCCAAUGUUAUCUGGAAAGCAUUCUUCAGGUUGGCGUUAUCAAUGAGAUUAUUGGGGAAGGAGUUGAGGCAGAAUGCUUUCUAUCUUGGGGAAAAGCCAUUUCAUGUACGCAGAGCCUACAGCCGUUUGUAGUUGCAUUUUCUCUUGCUUUGGGGAAUCUCUACAAGAGAAUGCAAAGUCUGGAAUUAGCAGCAAAGGAGCUCCAGAAUGUGAAAGAGCUGCUAAUUGAUAGUCAAAGAGGUUUUUCUUGUCGGAACUGCAGGUCGAUGUUAGAGGUUACACUGGAUAAGCAACUUGGAGACUUGUCUCAAAGACGAUAUGAUAACACAACUAGAAUUUGCCAGAUAGAUGGAUUAUCACAUGCUGAAAGUCUGUUUGGCGCAGCCUUGAGAAAAUUCUGUUGCUCCGCUUGGAAAGGUUGCGUUAAUUUUCACGUAAAAGAAUUCGCCGAGGUAAGAGAAUUGGGGAAUAGUUGCAAUGAAUUUCUAGGACAUCAGACAGAAAAACCAGACCCCGGUAUAAAGGAUAAACCAACAGAUAACAGAGACUCGAAAAGGAGGCGUCGAGGUGCUAUAACUUUACAGGCUUGCUUGACCAAGGAGCAUAAUUUGACAUCUAUGCCUAGUAUAAGGUUGACCCGCUCAAUGUGUCGAUCACAUAAAGAACGAGGUCAAAAAGUUUCUGCUGAUAUGCAUAGAGGUAGUACCUUGAAGAAGCGUAGUUUUAGCGAUGAAUCUGAUUCGUUUGAUAUCUUUGAGGAAAAGGAGUUGCUGCUGGGUACUGAAAACACAAUCUGUAGCAUCUGCAUUUGCAUCGACAGAAAAUGUCAGCAGUGUCUCUCUAAUGAAGUUACAAGGCCUGGAUCGCUGAAAAAUUUAAUAAGUUUGAAAUGGCAGUUUCACCAAAGGAGGCUCGCGUGCACUGUUCUUGACAACCUUGGGAAAUGCUUGGCUAAAUCUGGAAAGGUUCAUCAAGCACAUGUGGCAAUUUUGCGUAGCAUCGCGAUUUUAUUUAACAGUGACAGAUCCAGCCCCAGCUCACAUUCUCUCUGCCUUUUGCUUAAUUUUAUUGGGAAAGAAAUCAAAGGAGAUGUAUUUUGUGUUGAUCGUGCAAGAUUACUAUACAACUUAUGCAAAUCGAGUCUGCGAACAUACCACUCCAGGGCGAGCAGGUCUUUCUGCUGUGAGCUAUCUCAUAUUCCAUCUCAAAAGCUGGUUUCAUGGUUAACGUUGGCCUUUGUACUCAGCAGAGAGGUUCCCAUACUUCAUCAAAAGAUUUCAAGAUUGCUUGCUGCUUUAUACUUGCUUUCUUCUUCAAGUGCUGACUUCUCAUUCCCAUGUGACGGUGAGCUGUCAGUAAGUCAUUGGGUUACAUAUUUUCAUCAAGCCUCUCUUGGUGGUCAUAUCAACUGCCAAUUCUUGUCAAAUUUUAGUAGAAGAUACAAAUCAGGAAGCAACUCGGAUAAAGAGUUUAAUUUGCAGGCUUCUAGAUUGAGUUGCAUGGCUUCUCCGGAAUUCGACUUUCUCAGGCUUGCUCCAGAAAGGACUGAAGAUCUUGUGAAGUUUGCAAAGAACUUUUUCAAUAGUCUGUCAGAAACAGCAGUCAUCUGCAUUAGCUUGCUUGGAGGCACACUGAGUAAAUUGUUGGAGGAAAUAAUGAGAAGCCCCCCUGUUUGUGCGUGGCUGCUUUUGUCACGGUUAAGCGCAAAGAAUCAGCCUGUAGCUGUACUUGUGCCAGUGGAUUCAGUACUUGAAGACGGUUCAGAAGAUGAUUCAAAUCCUAACGAUACUGAGGCAAAUGGGAUCGAGGAGAUGGGUAAACAAUGGGCUUGUCCAUGGGGUUCUACAGUGGUGGAUGUUGUCGCCCCAGCAUUUAAACUAAUAAUGGAGGAGAAUUUCAUUACUGGUUCCGAGUUUUCUGUAGAAGAUGUAAAUUUAAGGUGGAAGAAGAGAGAGGAACUCAAUUUGCGUCUUGCUAAAUUCCUAAGAAAACUUGAAGAUUUCUGGUUGGGUCCCUGGAGGCAUCUGCUUUUGGGAGAAUCGUCAAACAGAAAAUUGCAUGAGUCCACUCAAAAGACUCUGGUUAAGGAGCUUAGGUCCAAAUGUAAGAUGGAAGUAAAUGAGACGCUUUUGAAAUUUUUUCUUGGGAAAAACGAGUUUGAAGGAGAAGCAUGGAUAUCUCAGCUUUGUCAAAAGAAUGGUUGCUGCAUAGGGCAAAUUAGCCAUAUUGAUAUAGAAGAUGGAUUUGCAAUAUCUACCAGCACAUCUAACGAUCCCCAAAGUAGGUAUGGGUUAGCAUUACAACUGAUACGGGAGGCAGAAAUCAAGCUUAGGCAGCAGGAGAAUAAUGAGAAGAAAGAACCGAUAAUUCUUGUGUUGGAUCAUGAGAUUCAGAUGCUUCCGUGGGAGAAUAUUCCAAUAUUGAGAAGACAAGAGGUCUACCGCAUGCCUUCUGUGGGUAGUAUAUCAGCAGUGCUUAAGAAAUGCUGUUCCAGAGAAGUUCCUGCUGGAUGCUUUAGUUCUCCCUUCCCUCUGAUUGAUCCUCGGGAUGCUUAUUAUCUGUUAAAUCCGGGUGGUGAUCUCAGAUCAACGCAAAUCGAGUUUGAGAGUUGGUUCAAGGAAAAGAAAAUGGAGGGCAGGGCUGGAUUAGUGCCACCUGCUAAGGAGCUAACUGAUGCGUUGGAAAAGCAUGAUCUUUUCAUAUAUUUUGGACAUGGAACUGGAGAACAAUAUAUUCCCAUGUGCCAAGUUGAGUAUUUGGACAAUUGUGCUGCAACUUUUCUUAUGGGAUGCAGCAGCGGUUUGCCAUAUGUAAGAGGUAGAUACGUACCACGAAGUAUUCCCCUGUCUUUCCUGCUAGCCGGUUCUCCAGUCAUUGUAGCAAACCUGUGGGGUGUAACGAAUGAUAUUAACCGGUUUGGGAAGGCAAUGCUGGAAAGCUGGUUGAGAGAGAGGAGUGAUGAUAAUACAUCAGAGAGAGUUGGGUCGUUCAUGGCUGAUGCACGCGAUGCUUGCACUAUGCAGUUCUUGACUGGGGCUGCCCCGGUGUGUUACGGUGUCCCGACUGCUAUUACAAAGAUGAAGAAAAAGACAUUAAGCAAUUAGGCUGACUCGAAUCGAAUCCAUUCUUCCGAAAUAUUUUGAUGUUUUCUUUGUAAUAGAUAUCAUAUCAUGUUUCAGUUACCUGAGGAAACCAGACGAAUGUGUCGAUCCAAACGAUUCUUUACUCUUUCAUUAGCAUACGAUGUAUUCAGUAGUUUGAAUUUUUGUUCUUAUUCUAUUCUA